This is a messenger RNA of Zasmidium cellare ATCC 36951, 918 nucleotides long. RefSeq lists its product as uncharacterized. Gene Ontology annotation, molecular function: catalytic activity. The transcript has 4 exons. NCBI's taxonomy places the organism in Eukaryota, Fungi, Ascomycota, Dothideomycetes, Mycosphaerellales, Mycosphaerellaceae. The coding region runs from base 1 to 918 and encodes 305 amino acids. The record is from RefSeq and is a predicted model, not a curated record.
AUGACUGGAACAAUCAGGGUGGGCGCUGUUCAGGCUGAGCCAGUCUGGCUGGAUCUGGAUGGCAGCGUGGACAAGACGAUCGCUUUGAUCGAGCAAGCGGCGGCGGAUGGUGUACAAGUACUCGGCUUUCCAGAGGUAUGGAUUCCAGGUUACCCGUGGUCCAUGUGGACACAACCCGUCAUCGCCAACGGAGACCACAUCCAUGACUACAUGGCGAAUUCCAUGCGUCGUGACUCGCCCCAGAUGCGAAAGAUCCAAGCAGCGGUGAAGAAGGCGGGUAUGUUCAUCGUGCUUGGAUACAGCGAGAGAGACGGCUCCAGCCUGUACAUGGGUCAAUCGAUCUGGGGGGAUGGCCAAGCUGAGUCUCUGAAAUGUGUUGUGGACAGCCCCUUUGGCAAGAUCGGCGGGCUGAAUUGCUGGGAACACCUGCAGCCACUGCUCCGCUACUACGAAUACUCGCAAGGCGUACAGAUUCAUGUCGCCAGCUGGCCGGCGGAGUUUGAGAUGCCGGAUCCCAGCAAGAUCGCCUGGCUCUACCACGAGACUGGCGAGGCUAACUAUCGAGCGAGUCAAUUCUUCGCCAUCGAGGGCCAGGCUUUCGUUCUCGUGGCUUCGCAGGUCCUGACUGAACCGAAUCUGGAGAAGAACAAUCUCACUGGCAACCCCGUGACCAAGACGCCUGGUGGAGGCUUCUCCAUGAUCUUCGGGCCGGACGGGAAACCACUCUGCGAGCCGGUCGACGCUGGAGCGGAAGCGAUUCUGACUGCCGACAUCAAUCUGCGAGAUAUCGAUCGUCCGAAAGCGUUCAUUGAUGUCGUUGGGCACUAUGCCAGGCCCGACCUGCUCAGUCUGCUGGUCAACCCAGUGGCAGAUAAACAUGUGACGGUAAUGAACAAGCAGAGUACUACACUCCCGUGA